AAGGGUGCAUGGUCCAUGACGUAACACUCCGGACGUCGCUGUGGCAGAGAAACAUCUCUUUGGCCGGUCUAAUUAAACAUUCCAAAGUAUCGAUCAGGUUGUGCAUCCUGAAGAGUGUCUACUUGAGUCGCAGCAUUGAAUUUCAAAGACGAAGACAAGCAUUUAACCAUGAACUGUGACAUGGACGGUGACAUGGAAAAUCAGGCAGAGCUGGAGGAGAAGACCAGACUUAUAAACCAGGUCCUUGAGCUGCAAAAUACUCUUGAGGAUCUCUCAGCUCGAGUGGAUGCAGUUAAAGAAGAAAAUCUCAAGUUAAAAUCAGAGAAUCAGGUUCUUGGGCAGUAUAUUGAGAACCUCAUGUCAGCAUCUACUGUGUUUCAGACGACCGACUCCAAGAACAAACGAAAAUAGGAGAGUAUCUCUCCCAAACCUUCUUGUGUUGGUCCACGAACCCAAGCGUGUAAACCCUUGCCAUAUGAGCCGUUUAAGUUUCCUCUGGGAUUCAUUUUAUAGACGCCACUAAAAUAGUUAACAUUGUUUGUAUUAUCCGUGUUUGUGUUCAUUUUAGUCUUCGGUUGCUUUGUACUAAAUAUAAAAAAUAAUUUGACUAAAAGAUCAUGUGUAAAAAAACAUUAUAGGUACAUUAUGCUGUAAUGCAAUAUUAAGGCAGGUUUUAAACAAUACUUUUUAGUGUGUCAUGACAAAAAAACUCAUCGUUUCAAAAGAUAUAUUCAAAUAUUUAAUUUCUUGUUGCAUUGUGGGUCAGAGCACAGCUGUAAUGACAUAACAGUUGCUCUCUGUUGAACUGUUUUUCUUUAUCAGCACUGGAUGAAGUUGGGAGAAAACAAUUCCAGGUAUAAAACCUACGUGGUGCUACCAAAGGGAGUAUUCUAAAAUGCAUUACAUCUGGGCCUCUGAGUAUUUUAAACUUUGUGUUUCUGUAGACUUUUACCAUUGUGUGACAUUCGAAAUGCCAGUUUUAAUAAAUAAUAUAUCAUUUGCUGUGGUUACUAAA
Molecule: messenger RNA, 1015 nt
Organism: Triplophysa dalaica
Lineage: Eukaryota; Metazoa; Chordata; Actinopteri; Cypriniformes; Nemacheilidae
Gene: scocb
Product: short coiled-coil protein b
Exons: 4
Coding region: 169-411 (80 amino acids)
Cellular component (GO): trans-Golgi network
Source: RefSeq, a predicted model, not a curated record